CGGCCCGGCAGCUGGGGAAGCGGCCAGAGCCCGGGGAAGCUGCUGCGGGGGCGAUGGCCGCGCCGAGCCCGGGGCCCCACGAGGUCCUGGCCCCCUCCCCAGAGGCUGGACACAGAGCUGCCACCUCGAGCUCUGGCCGCCGUGGCCUCCUCUGGCGUCUACGAGACAAGCAGUCUCGCUUAGGGCUGUUUGAGAUUGGCCCAGGGCAUGAGCUGCACCAGCUGACGUGUAUGAUGCAGGCAGGGCUGUGGGCUGCCACUCAAGUGUUCAUGGACCACCCGCCCACGGGGCUGCCCACGGAGGAGGAUUUCUCCGAGGUCCUGACCCAGGUUCACGAGGGCUUCGAGCUGGGCACCCUGGCUGGCCCCGCCUUCGCCCGACUGCGGCGCUCCCUAGGGCUGGCCGAGGAGGACUAUCAGGCUGCGCUGGGUCCCGGCGGCCCCUACCUGCAGUUCCUCAGCACCUCCAAGAGCAAGGCCAGCUUCUUCCUGUCCCACGACCAGCGCUUCUUCCUGAAGACCCUGCGGCGCCGGGAGGUGCGGGCGCUGCUCGCCCACCUGCCCCGCUACGUGCAGCACCUGCAGCGGCACCCACACUCGCUGCUUGCGCGGUUGCUGGGAGUGCACAGUCUGCGGGUGGCCCGGGGAAAGAAGAAAUACUUCAUCAUCAUGCAGAGCGUCUUCUAUCCCACCGGCCGCAUCUCCGAGAGGUAUGACAUCAAGGGCUGCGAGGUGAGCCGCUGGGUGGAGCCCGCCCCUGAGGGCAGCGCCCUUGUCCUGGUGCUGAAAGACCUCAACUUUCAGGGCAAGACCAUCAACCUGGGGCCCCAGCGGAGCUGGCUCCUCCGCCAGAUGGAACUGGACACCGCCUUCCUCCGGGAGCUCAACGUGCUGGAUUACAGCCUCCUGAUGGCCUUUCAGCGUCUCCAUGAGGAUGAGCGGGGCCCAGGCAGUAGCCUCAUCUUCCGCACAGCCAGGUCUAUGCGAGAGGUACAGAGCCUGGAGGAGCCGGAAGCCCAGAACCGCCGGCUGCUGCCCGACACCCCCAACGCCCUACACAUCCUGGACGGGCCAGAGCAACGUUAUUUCCUGGGCCUCGUGGACCUCACCACAGUCUACGGGCUCCGCAAGCGGCUGGAGCACCUGUGGAAGACGCUGCGCUACCCAGGCCGGACCUUCUCCACCGUCAGCCCAACUCGCUACGCCCGUCGCCUCUGCCAGUGGGUGGAGGCGCACACCGAGUGACCGGCGCCCAGCCGCGCUCUCCCCACCCGGACAAUGGUCGCCCGCUGGGGACGCGGGUUCCAGCUUGGCCCGGGCAGCGGGUCGGGCUCUCCUCGCCUGUUGUUCCUUCUUGGCCUCCAGAGGGCAGCAUCCCCUAAUUAAUAUUAUGAACUCAUUUUGCUGGGGAUGCUGUGCCUGGCAUUGUAUCAGGGACUCCCUUACAUUAGCUCAUUUAAUCCUCAAAAAAAAAAAAAAAAAAUGCUAUUAUUCUUUUUUUUUUUUACAGACCAUGAAAUGAAGGCUCAGGGGGGUGAAGGGACUGAGCUAGAUCAUUCAGCAAUAAAUGCUGGAACCAGGACUCAA
Messenger RNA from Lipotes vexillifer (Yangtze River dolphin), 1586 nucleotides. RefSeq names its product phosphatidylinositol-4-phosphate 5-kinase like 1 (gene PIP5KL1). The transcript is spliced from 10 exons. Gene Ontology annotation, cellular component: plasma membrane. The record is from RefSeq and is a predicted model, not a curated record. The coding region runs from base 54 to 1244 and encodes 396 amino acids. Gene Ontology annotation, molecular function: 1-phosphatidylinositol-4-phosphate 5-kinase activity. NCBI's taxonomy places the organism in Eukaryota, Metazoa, Chordata, Mammalia, Artiodactyla, Lipotidae. Gene Ontology annotation, biological process: phosphatidylinositol phosphate biosynthetic process.